Messenger RNA from Branchiostoma belcheri (Belcher's lancelet), 6931 nucleotides. RefSeq names its product histone acetyltransferase KAT6B-like. Lineage: Eukaryota; Metazoa; Chordata; Leptocardii; Amphioxiformes; Branchiostomatidae. Bases 499 to 6366 code for a protein of 1955 amino acids. Gene Ontology annotation, cellular component: nucleosome; MOZ/MORF histone acetyltransferase complex. Gene Ontology annotation, molecular function: histone acetyltransferase activity; DNA binding. The record is from RefSeq and is a predicted model, not a curated record. Gene Ontology annotation, biological process: nucleosome assembly; regulation of DNA-templated transcription. The transcript has 23 exons.
CCUUGUGGGAUAACAGAUCUCGUUGGGAAUGCAUAACUGGAUUUUUGAAAAAUGUAGUUGAGGGUACUGAGGCAGCCCCGUAGUUUAUAUAGAGCCUGGAAUCGUAACCAUAAAUGGUUUGAUUGGAACGUGAUCGUGACGCCAGAUUAGCAAGCUGUGAUGCGACCUCAUAUUACCGAAUAACAUUCGACCUAGAUUAGAGGAUAUGCCCCAACAACGAUGCUUUCCCUUGGCUUAGUGCACCAUAAUAUAAAACCAUCACACCGUGUAGUUUGUUAGAAACGGACUGGAGGUGUGUUUUGGUGAAAUAACGCCCGCAUAGAACGUUUUGUGAGGUAAAAUCACAUCGCCCCCCUCCCCCAUAUGAGGGAAUGAUGGGAUAGGCUUUUGUUCAUGGAGCACUCCACGCCACGAAUUAUCAACAUUUUGGUCCCUGUUUUUCGAGGUGCAGGAGUGCCAUGUGACUUUGCAAAGUACCAUGUACGCGUGUGAUUGACCAUGGAGGACACUCUGGUGGCGGGAAGAACACCACGAGUCGUUCGCGAGCGCGAGUGGGAGGCCGUCACGUCCGAGAGCCUGACGGAGUGGCUGCUCGAGGCCAUCCACAAGAUCAAGAAGCAAAAACAGCGUCCGUGUGAAGAGCGUAUCUGCAAUGCUGUUCAGGCGAGUCACCGAGUAGCAAGAGACCUUAUUCUGCAACACCUCGAGACCAGCGUUCAAGAGGGCUCCAUCCUGAAGGUCUUCAACAAGGGCGUCUGCUCGUACAAGGACCCGCAGAAGUCCCCCGGGUCCAAGUCUCGCAGUUCCUCGUCUCACGCACACAAGGUGGACAUUGUGAACCUGUUAAAGGAUGCCAUCUGUGAGCUACAGGAGCCGUCGGGGUCUAUUCUCAAGAACAUUGAGAAGUACCUGUGGAAAAAGCACCAUGCCGAGCUCCGAGACAAGUCCGAGUUCAGCAACCAGCUGAGGCUCGCCGCGAAACGGGAGGUGAACGCCGGGCGUCUGGUGAAGGACGGGAGGCUCCUCAGACUGCCGGCGAAGAAACUGGACUUGGGCGCCGGCCCGUCGUGUUUCGACUAUCUCAGUAGUAGCCCGUCUUCGCCGGGGUCGGUUUCCAGUAUAGACAUUGUUGUGCCUGAUACAGACAGGACCAACAGAGUCAUUAGUAUGGAGGAAAAGCCGCGUGCGUCCCCCAUGCCUGUCUGUUCCUUCUGCCUGGGCACAGCAGAGUGCAAUAGGGACGGCCAGGCAGAGGAGCUGUUGUCUUGUGCAGAUUGUGGCAAUAGUGGUCAUCCGUCAUGUUUAAAGUACUCCCCACAACUGACAGCGAAAGUUCGCAGCAUGCGGUGGCAGUGUAUCGACUGUAAGACCUGUACUUCGUGUGAAAAUAAAAAUGAUCUGGACAACAUAUUGUUCUGUGAUGCCUGUGACCGUGGAUUUCACAUGAAAUGCUGCAACCCUCCACUGACCAAGAUGCCUAAAGGUAACUGGGAGUGCAGUUUAUGUGAGGAUCAUCAGGAACCUGUGAAUGACCAAGAGGAACUGAAGCAAGUGGCUAACAGUAUCAAGAAAAAGUACAAGAAGAAAAGCUCAAGCACGUCACAUAUACCAUUGAUGAAGAAUGGUGCAGAGGGGUCUUCAUGUUCACAAGCCAGAUCGAAGCAGCCUUACUUUGCAGACAUCAGGGACAAGACCAAGGGACAAGGUAGUCCAGCUCACAGGAAGGACUCUUCCAAGGGGAGGGGGGGUCAUGAUAAAAGAUUGUCCAGUGACGAAGGCUCUGUGGCAGCUAAACCCAAAGGUUUAGUUGACGGCCUUACCCGAUUCUUUACACCUGGCAACAAGAGAAAGACGUCCCGGUCGCAAAGUGUCCAUGAUGAUGUGUUUAGCCUUUCUUGUGAUGAGGCUAUCUUGACUGGCAGUGCCAGCCAUGAUGGAACCAAUGGUCAGGAGGAGCCCAUAACAGCCGCAGGCCUGGUAGACACAACCUUCCGACCGCAGGGCCACUAUCAAACCCCAGGAAGAGGGCAGGUCAAGGGUCUGUUCGACGGACUUUCACACAUUUUCACUACACAAGGGGAAACAAGGAAACGGAGCCUACCGUUAUACGCCCCUCCGAAAAAGAUCAGUAGACCAGACAAACACUUUGACACGCCGUUUGGUUUUCUCAGUUCAGAAGAGGGUUUCCAAAGUUCAGAUUUGGAAAGUUGUGGGCAGGGGCCAGCUUUGGAUUUGCUUGGUGAAACUCGGGAUAAGGUCAUGAUGUUGGCGCCCAAGUCAAGACAGGAUGACACGCUGGCUCCCGAACCAUCGGGCGCUGGCAGCCCCUACAAGGGGCGUGGCGGAGGAAGGGACAGAAAACCGUUGGGGUCGGGCAGCGACAAGGCAGUUCUACCCGGAGUCAACGAUGAGGACUUGAAACUCUUCAAGAAAGCUCAGGAAAUCGCGUUAACGCAAAUGCAACCCAUCGCUCCAGAACUGUCUAUAGAGGCAGGAACGCGCUGCCCCGCCGUCAUCGAGUUUGGUCGACACGAGAUUCACACCUGGUACUCCUCGCCAUACCCACAGGAGUACGCCAGGUUGCCAAAGUUAUUCUUGUGUGAGUUUUGUCUCAAGUACAUGAAGAGUAGAAGUAUCCUCAAGAGGCAUGUGAUCAAAUGUGGCUGGCACCAUCCACCGGCCAAUGAAAUCUACCGCAAGGAUAACCUGUCUGUCUUUGAGGUGGAUGGUAAUGUCAACAAGAUCUACUGUCAGAACCUGUGUCUGCUAGCCAAGCUGUUUCUGGACCACAAAACCCUGUACUAUGACGUGGAACCCUUCCUGUUCUAUGUACUGACUUUCAACGACAAAAAGGGAUGCCAUCUCGUUGGCUACUUCUCCAAGGAAAAACACAGUCAACAGAAGUACAAUGUGUCCUGUAUCAUGACCAUGCCACACUUCCAAAGGAGAGGAUUUGGACGCUUCCUCAUCGAAUUCAGUUACCUGUUGUCCCAGCGUGAGGGCCAGCCUGGGUCCCCAGAGAAACCGCUGUCUGACCUGGGGCGCAUCAGCUACACCGCUUACUGGCGCAGCACCAUCCUCGAGUACUUAGCAAAACACAAGGGUGACCACAUCAGUAUAAAGGUCAUCAGCGAGGCCACUGGGAUGUGUCCACAUGACAUCGCAGCCACGCUACAGAGCCUCCAUAUGGUCACCAGGAAGGACGACAGGGUGAUGAUCCGUGUGAGGAAGCGUCUGGUGGAAGAACACAUGGCCCGUCUGGAGUCGGCUGCCGAGCGGCGUGCGGAGGUGGACCCUGACGCCCUGCGCUGGUCUCCCCUCAUCGUGUCUAACACUGCCAUCCUGGAGGAGGAGAAGAGUGCCGAGAGAGAGAUGGAGCGUAUGGGAGCCCUGGUGAGGGACAUUGAGCAGGAACAGAAGGUCCACAGACAGCCCAAGCCUCACACCAACGUCAACAGAAGUGUCAGCAGGGAAGCAGUCAAAGAGAAACCCACAGACAAACAGAAGGAAGGACGUCAGUCAUCCUCCAAAAAGAGUAACAGGAAAAAGAAGUCCAGCUCAGGGAGGCACAAACACCACAAGUCCAACCGUAAGAACAAGAAAGCAGCCAAGCUGGAAGAGGGCACUUCUUCUGAGGCAAGAACCAGCAGCCCAGAGCGGACAGCUAACAAGUCCUCUGACUGUGCAGACAGUUUGGUAUACGAUGGUGCAAGCAAGUCAGACUCUGGCCAGACCAAGAACAGGACCAAGAGAAGCCAUCAAGGGCAAGGCAAAGACUCGUCGUCCGCUCUGGACCAACACAACCAUGUCAGCCAGGACGAUGAACCUCCUCACAAGAAAAAGAAGGGGAAGAGCGACCGUCAGGGACAACAGAAGAGCAAAAGAAGCUCAAGUUCAAAGAACGAGCACAGGCACUCCAGUAAGAAACAAAGAGAAAGCAGGCACAAGUCUGGGAGGAAACCAGGCAGACCGAGGAAGCACCCUGUAUCUGACCACACGUCAGCAUCAGGCUCACACAAAACUGGACUAGACGGAGAGUUUGCAGACAGAGGCAGCUGUUCGCUCAUGACGCAGACACUGUCAUCGGGGCUGGACGACGUCACCAACUGUCCCAACCUGUCAGACUGCCUGGAGGACUCGGAUGAAGAGGACGACAGGAAAGAGACAACAACGGUCCCCGUUCCGGAGACGAACGGCAAGGAAGAGGAGGACACUGUCCCAGAGGAAGUUAACAUGGUGCAGGAAGAAAAAGAACCAGAAGAAGUAGCAGAAGAGGAAGAAGAAGAGCAGACAGAGAGAAAAGACGGCCCUGAAGAAGUUGUGAAUGGAGAGGAGGCAGCAGAAGUGUGCCUCAGUGAGCCUGAACCCUCCUCCCCACAACAACAACCAGAGGAAGAAGAGGAGAAGGAACAGGAAGAGGAACAGCCAGUGUGUUCUCCUAUAGAGGAGGAGGUACCGGUUCCUCAGGUGGACACUGAAGGCAACGCUGCUGCACAAUGUUUGGAGGACAGUAUAUCAGACACCUGUGCAUCCACGCCUACAGAACAACCUGCUGUCACCAUGACAGACCAGCCUUACCCCGUGGAUACCCUGUCCCCCCUCCCGCAGAACACCCCCUCCCCGCAACCACAACCCCCCCAGGAGAAAAGCGAGGUGCAGGUUGUUCAGGUGUCGCAGGAGCAGGCCGUACCACCGGCGCCGCAGGAGCACAGCAGUCCCGAGAGGAUCCUGGACACCUGCGUGCCCCCCAGCGCCCCCCAGCAGCUGCCUCCCAAACUGCAGAGCGACCACAGCGACUACGGCAGUGAUGCCAACAGUCCCAACCUGGAGUCCCCCAGGGUGAUGAAGCCAGCACCAGCAGACAUCGCCGUCAACAGUGACCGACCAUCUCCUACAGUCAUCCACACCCUGUCCGACAGACCGGCUUCAUGUGAACAACAACAACAACAACACACGGUAGUACAAACUGGAAACAUGAUGACCAAAGAACAGUUGUGUACGCAGACUGGACCGCCCAGUAUCCAGCAGACUCCCACCCAGUCUCCCCACGCCGUCAGUCACCAGAGCACCAACCCGUCUCCGCUCAGGCCGGCCAGCGCCGGCACAGGGUCCUCCUCCUGUCACAACAGCCCCAUGCUGCCCUGUAGUAUGAACAGCCCUGCUGUGGACAACGGCAGCAACACACAGCCGUCAUCUGUACCCAGUCCUUCUAUGGGCAACAUCCAACACCAUGGGUCCAUACAGGACGGGAAUACAUACAUGAGGAUGAGCCCUGGUGUUGGACAGCAGCUGUCCUCUGGGUCAGCAGGUAGCAGCUGUUCCCUCUCUGCCAACACGUCCAGUUCUGCGCUGCCCCCUGCCUCUGGUAUGGCCAUGGUGGACAGCAGUAACACCGGCGUGGCGCCGGCCAGAAUGAUGUACAGUACCACCUCCGUGUCCACCAACUGUAACAUGGCCAUCGUGUCCAGUGCUGACUGUAGUCUGAUGAUGGAUAACUCCCACUUACAACAAGGCUACAGCAUGCCCAUCCACACCACAAACUAUUCCAGUAUGGACCCCACGCACCACGUACAGCCUGCCGUGCAGAACUGUCCCCUGAACUACGGUCAGAUGCCCGCACAGCACGCCCUCAUGGAGACUUCUUGCCAAGUGUCUAACGCCUACCUGGGGAUGCAGGACAACGGGACGGGGCCUGGCGGAAACCACAAUGCCUACAGCAGCAUGGGGACGAUGUUACGCGGACGGGAAAGUCCCAACACGAGCACCAGCUUCAGCCUUGCCAAACUGCAACAGCUCACCAACGGCAUUAUGGACGAAUCGCAAUUACGUAUGCCGUCUCCGGGCUCCUUGCACAACCAGCCGGGGAUGACCCCUCCUCCUAACCUCACCCCUCCCCCUCCGCUAGCAAUGACUCCCCCCUCCCCCGUGCAACGUAACAUGACCCCUCCUGUCCACAACAGGUCUGCCCCCAGUCCCGGCGUGCAAGGCCACGUCAUCCAGACCAACAUGAACAUACAGAACAAGUCCAACGUACCGGUUCACUUCGUCCCCCAUGCAGCCGGCCCCACCCCAGCAAUACCGCCCGCAGUACAGACCGGGCCCCGGCCCACCCCUCCCCUCCUCCCGCCAUCGCACCAUCAGCCCCAUGACCGGCUACAGCGCCGUCAACAUGAACGGUUACCGCCUGGCGCAGCCCAUCAUGAACAGCACGUACCAGCCCGUCAACCCCGCGUACAUGGACCAGGCGGCGCGCGUCCCGGUCCAGAUGGGCGUCAUCAACAUGCCCCCCCACCCCCCAACAACAGCUGCACCACACCCGCCAUUCCAACAUCAUGUACAGCCCCGCCCCUAAUCCGUACGCCAUGAAUGGCCGUCUGAACUCCAUGAACACUGGUAUGCAGCGGUGACUUAGGUCUAGGUGUGGAGACCAACUAUCUGGGUAUUAGGAAAGUGGAGAUGGGACCUUUCUCUCCGCUAUUUGUAGGAAUCGUCUGCUUUGUUACUCUCGUAUGUUUUAUCCUAUUUCAAAUGUAUCUUGAUGAGAGAGCUGCAAGUGAUGAAAAGAGUUGAUUAAAAACCUGAGAGGACGACUUUCACUCGAUGUACAUGUCUAUUGUUGAAGACUUCUCUUUUUGUAUAACUAAAUAUUUGUGUAUAGCUUACCCUUACCACAUAUGAUUUUCCACGUUUUUCACAAGUUUCAGGGACAUUUGCUAAUUUUCACCUGUAGGUCAUGAGUAUGGCAUGAUUGACAUGUAGGACAUGAUGGUAGGUAGUGGAAGCUGUUUAAAAGUUGUUCAUAAAUGGAGCAUUCCAUUGAUACUCUGUCGAACAUGAUGUACCAUAUCUUGCUGUUUAUACAUGAUAAUUAAGAACUCAUACAUUGAGAAGUGACUGCUCGCAAAAUUAAAUGUGAAAUGCAAUGUUGCAA